AUGUCUUCUAUGGAAAAGGACCGCGUCGAAUCUGACGAACAGACCAUGUCCAGCGAGGAAGCUCCCCGACGAGAGCGCCGCAGCAAGAAGAAGAGCAGCAAGUCUCGCCGACAAGGCACUCAGCAGCAACAGCAAGGCGGUGGUGGUUCAGGACCUCUUGACCAACUCCCUCUGGCUGGCGACCUCGGCAACACAGUCGGCGGCGUCACAGACGGCGUGAGCAACACCCUGGGCGGCGUUACAGGAGGCCUUGGAGGUCUCACAGGCGGCCAGCAGCAGGGUGGCGGCGGUGGUGAUGCCGGCAAGGACACUCUUCGACUUCGUCUAGAUCUCAACCUCGAUAUUGAGAUUCAACUCAAGGCUCGUAUUCAUGGUGAUCUCGAGCUCUCUCUACUAACGGGAUAG
This is a messenger RNA of Fusarium venenatum, 405 nucleotides long. NCBI's taxonomy places the organism in Eukaryota, Fungi, Ascomycota, Sordariomycetes, Hypocreales, Nectriaceae. The record is from RefSeq and is a predicted model, not a curated record.